GUGCCAGUUAUAUUCAUAGUACUCCAUACCCCUCUGGCUCCCUCACACAUACCCUCCCUCACCUUCUCCAUCACUCACAUACUGUCUCUCCUCCUCUUGUAGCUCUCUCACUUUGCGUAUGUGCGUUUGUGUCUGAGUGUGUCUGCAUGUGAGUCAGCUGCAUCCUCAGCACCUGGGACGUUACCUCCAGUCUCCACAGGGGAAGCUGCAUCGCUGACACUUGACCCCUUGCUCAAAAAACCCUGGUUGUUGGAUCUACAGAUUUGUCGAUCAGGGCUCUAAGCCAGAAUCUCUGCAGAGAAGAGAGGAGAGGGAGGUCAACAUGGGCUCCAGCUCCUCCUCCUAUGCCCCCAAAACUAUUUACCUGGAUGUGGAUGGGAAAGUGCAAAAGGUGGUGUUCAGUCGGCACUGUAGCCCAUGUGACAUCAAGGAGCUUCUGUGUUCCUCAUCUAACAUUCCCAGGAACACUGCCAUCAUGAUGGUGGACCCAGAAGGUGCCUUGGUCUCCAUAGAUCCCACCAUGCCCACCAACUCUCCAAACUCUUUGUACAAAGUAGUCCCUCUGUCUACUGGUCAACUUGGAGAAAAGGAGGACAUGUUUCAGAAUGUGUUGUCCCAGGUGGCUGAUCAGUUCAGCAGAGCCUUUCGCAUCAAUGAGUUAAAGACUGAGGUCACCAACAGGCUAGCAAUGCUGGAGAAGAGAGUGGAGCUGGAGGGUUUGAAGGUGGUGGAGAUUGAGAAGUGUAAAAAUGAUCUGAAAAAGCUACGAGAUGAGAUGACUUCAAGAGGUGGUGGCAGAGUAAACUGUCCAUGUAAAUACAACUUCGACGAUGGGAAGAAGGUCACUCCUAGACGAGAUGUUCCAAAUUACCCAAAGUACACCCUGUCUCAGGAGACUGUUGAGGCACUCAAGAAGCCAACAUUUGAUGUCUGGCACUGGGAACAUAACGAGAUGCUAAGUUGUUUGGAGUAUAUGUACCAUGACUUGGGACUGGUGAAGGAAUUCAACAUGAACCCCAUCACACUCAAACGCUGGCUGUUGGCGAUUCAAGAGAACUACCGUAAUAACCCUUUCCACAACUUUCGCCAUUGCUUCUGCGUUAGUCAGAUGAUGUAUGGCAUGAUUCACCUCUGCAACCUACAGGAGAAGCUGACUCUCACAGAUAUGGGAAUUCUAAUGACAGCUGCGGUGUGCCAUGACCUGGACCACCCUGGCUACAACAACACGUAUCAAAUCAAUGCUCGCACAGAGCUGGCAGUGCGCUACAAUGACAUAUCUCCUCUGGAGAACCAUCAUUGUGCUGUGGCCUUCCAGAUCCUUUCUCUUCCUGAGUGCAAUAUCUUUGCAAAUGUGGAUCCUGAGGCAUUCAAACAGAUCCGACAGGCGAUUAUCACCCUCAUUCUGGCCACUGACAUGGCCAGACACGGGGAGAUACUAGACUCCUUUAAGCAAAAAGUGGACAACUUUGACUUCACCAACGAAGAGCAUGUGACAUGUCUGAAGAUGGUUUUGAUCAAGUGCUGUGACAUUUCCAAUGAAGUGAGGCCAACUGAGGUAGCUGAGCCAUGGGUUGACUGCCUACUGGAGGAAUACUUCAUGCAGAGUGACAGGGAGAAGUCUGAGGGUCUCCCUGUGGCUCCCUUCAUGGACAGAGAUAAAGUCACCAAACCCACAGCUCAAAUUGGAUUCAUCAAGUUCGUCCUCAUCCCAAUGUUUGAGACUGUCAUGAAGCUUUUCCCUCAGAUUGAGGAGAUCAUGGUUCAACCUCUGAGAGACUCUCGUGACCACUAUGAAGAGCUGAAACAAAUUGAUGACGCCAUGACAGAGGCACAGAAGAAAAAAACUGAAAAUAUGUCAUUAGGCGGGAAGAAGAAGUAAGCUCUGCAGUGAGUGAGUGCAGUGGUAUCUGUGGGUCUUCGUUUGUGUUCAAAUUAAGGAAAGACUUUAAAAAACAUGACUGAGGCCUCAGUGAAGACGUUCUGCGCUUCGUUGAUGACAGUUGGAUCGGGAGGGCGAGAAAAGAGACUGCUUGGCUACAUACUGAACUAAACUUAGGCAUCAAGGUGGCAUAUCUUGAACUUUGACUUAGACUUUUGCACUGGAUGUAACAGAAAGAGACCUGGUGACCUCUCUGUAUAUUUAUGGUGUUCAUGUUGUUGCUCCCUAUUUUUAUUUCAUAGUGCCUCGAGAGUUUAAAGGACCAUUUUUUCCAAAACACGUACUAAAAACCUAUUUAAAGAUUGAUCACCAUGCACUCUGAAAAAAAUAUAUAUAUACCAUGGCUGCAGAAUGGACCUCACAAACUAAAUAAGGAAAAUGAUUUAUUUUUUCCAAAUUUUUCCAGUAGAAAAAAAAAAUGCCCCAAACUGGGAUGUUUUCACCUCACUGUAGCAAUAAGUUUUUUGAUUGAUAUAGUCCACUGGGUGUUUCCCAAAGAAUAAUGCAUCUUCGCAUCUUUAUUAUUUUUGUUCACACACAAUGAGCAGUUCAUUAAACCAUCACAUGUCUGUAUUCUCUUACCUGCAACACUUCCUAAUAAAAGAAAGCCACAUAGGUGCAUAUAUUGUUUAAGGUGUUACACAAUUUGUCCUGUAAAAACAUUUUAAUAUCUCAUAAUACAUGUAAAACUGUGAUUUGUAUGUCUGUUCAUCUGUCACACCCUGUCUUUAUAUAUAAAGGUUACACAACACAUUUCAGAGUGUCGUCUAUGUUAAAAGGGCUACUGUGUUUCCACAGUAAGUCAACUCCAGUCAUUUUAUGUGAUGGAACAGACUUGAAAGCAACAAAUAUCAAUGAGGUCUGUCAGAGAAAAGUUAGAAAUAAACUUGGAUGAAUUAAAUUAGCCUGUAAAGUACCAUACAAUGAUCACACAGAGUGAAGCAAGUUCUUUGUGAGUUCAAAGUGAAAACGUACUUGCUGACUGUGGACUUCAGUGUACCACAUGAUUCAUUACUUCAUACUGUAUAUAAACAUUAAGGCUUCCACCUUCGCAAUCAGCUUUUUCUGGAGCGUUCAGCCAAACUACACAAUCUUUAUCAGUUUGCUCAGUUGUCACGGAGAUGGAUCCAUUGCCAUGCAAGCUUAGUAGCUGAUGUGAUUUAACUGAUUUUCACUUUCAGGACUUUUUAUUCUAUCUUGAGCUGCUCAUAACAGCUACAUGCGGGUCAACAGAUCUCUAUCACAACUAAAGAGAACUAGCUGCUGCUGAAGACCAUGUGAUACAAGGAUGUGGAAAAAGUUUGAAAAUGAACACUUUGACAGACAGCAUAAUACAAUACAGCAAGUGCCUUUCUCAUUGUGGAAACAUUUCACUUAGGAUAAUUGGAUGAUUGGAACAUCUUUUACAAAUAGUAUGAAGUUAAAUAACACAUCAUACCUCAAACUUUAUAGUUUAUACUUUACUUCGUUUCUCUUUUGACACUACAGACUGAUGUUUCAUUUGAUGUAUAGUGCCGCGUGAUCUUCACAUCCUGAGUUGUUGUGGAGACGUUCCAGUUAUACACGGCUUCUCUGCCCAUCGUCCUGAUUGAGUUUUAUUUUAUUGUCAUUUUUUAGACUUGAGGGCUAGAAUACAGUCAACGUGUGUUGAAAUAUGACUAGUUAUCCAGUUGUGUACCACCCAAAGGUGCUACUUAUCUCAGCCUGCACCACGCCCCUGCUUUCCUUUUGAGUCAUAUCAGGUGUGGGUGGUUUCCCUCCAGCUACUCCACGGUGUUUUUAUUACUGUGGGUUUUUGGCAAUAUGUUGCCAAUUACUCCAGAGUGAUUAUCGCCUCAACUGUUGCCCUUGUCUGUCUCUCUCACACACACACACACACAAACACACACUGAAUGCCACCUACAUAGCUAUGAGGAAAUCAUAUUAUCAAUUCAGAGUAACGCACACUAUGACUCACCAACUUGUACUAAAUGUUUUUGUCUAGGCUUGUUUGUGCGUUCCAAAAUCAAGUAGGAGAAUUAAUAAAAGUCAACUUCA
Larimichthys crocea (large yellow croaker) is the source of this 3976-nucleotide messenger RNA. It is a transcript of the gene pde9ac, whose product is annotated as phosphodiesterase 9ac. Gene Ontology annotation, molecular function: 3',5'-cyclic-nucleotide phosphodiesterase activity. Lineage: Eukaryota; Metazoa; Chordata; Actinopteri; Sciaenidae. Gene Ontology annotation, biological process: signal transduction. The record is from RefSeq and is a predicted model, not a curated record. The transcript is spliced from 20 exons. Bases 323 to 1879 code for a protein of 518 amino acids.